AUGGUGAAUGCUUCUAAGGUUUCGAAGAAGCGCAAGGCUGUCACUCGCGAUGUUGAGGAGGAGGCUGGUGUGUUUUCCGGAGACGAACUCAACGCAGAAAACCUCGACGGUGCUCUGUCGGACAAUGCGAACGAGCUGUCGAGCGACGAAGAUGAUUCCGAAGUCGAAUUAGUGGACGAAUUCAGUGACGAGGACGAUGAAGACGAAGAAGAGCUGGAUAGUGAUGAGAUCCCGUCUGAUGGAGAAGAACCCAAGAAAAAAUCGGCCAGUACCGCGGUGGAUGGCCCUCAAGCGGACGAUGAAAGCUCUAGCGAGGAUGAACAGCCCAACUUCCGCAUCGAAAAAGACGCCAAUGGUGAAGACCGUUACAUCUACGACGAAAUUAACCCGGACGACAACUCGGACUACUCUGAUGUUGACGAAAAUGCGAACACCAUCGGUAACAUUCCCCUCAAGUUCUACGACGAAUAUCCUCACAUCGGUUAUGACAUCAACGGGAAGAAAAUCAUGCGCCCUGCCAAAGGCGAGGCUCUCGAUGCGCUGCUUGAUAGCAUUGAAAUUCCGAAGGGAUGGACCGGCCUUACCGAUCCUUCUACUGGAAAGCCGCUCGAGUUGAGCCAGGAUGAAUUGGAGCUGUUGCGCAAGGUGCAGAUGAACGAAAUUCCUGAGGAGGGCUACGAUCCGUAUGAGCCCUUGAUGGAGUGGUUCUCUAACAAGCAGGAAAUCAUGCCAUUGAGUGCUGCGCCCGAACCUAAGCGCCGGUUUGUGCCUUCUAAGCACGAAGCGAAGCGGGUCAUGAAGAUCGUGAAAGCCAUCAAGGAAGGGCGUAUCUUGCCGUACAAGCCCCCCACGGAGGAGGAUGAGGACAAGGAUGUUAUCAACUACGACCUGUGGGCCGAUGAAGCAGAGAGACCCGAUCAUCCCAUGCAUGUUCCGGCUCCCAAGCUUCCUCCUCCUGGUUACGAGGAGAGCUAUCAUCCGCCUCCCGAGUAUCUCCCCGACAAGAAGGAGCGCAAGGCAUGGGAGGAAACCGAUCCCGAAGACCGGGAGCAAGAGUUUCUCCCCAACGACUUUGGCUCUCUUCGGAAGGUUCCUGGCUACGAGAAUUUCGUCAAGGAAAAGUUCGAACGUUGCCUGGAUCUUUACCUCGCCCCUCGUGUUCGUCGGAGCAAGCUGAAUAUCGACCCCGAGAGUCUCCUGCCAAAACUUCCCAGCCCGGAAGAACUGAAGCCCUUUCCAACCACCUGUGCCACAGUGUUCAGGGGACACAAAGGUCGUGUGCGGACCGUCUCCGUCGACCCGUCUGGCGUCUGGCUUGCAACUGGUGGCGACGAUGGUACUCUUCGCGUUUGGGAGCUGCUCACUGGCCGUCAGUUGUGGACUGUCAAGUUGAGCGACGAGGACGCUGUCAACGUUGUUCGCUGGAGGCCGGGUAAGGACGCUGUGGUCCUUGCUGCUGGUGUUGGCGAUGACAUUUUCCUUGCCGUGCCCCCGAUUGUCGACCCGGAGCUGGAGAAGGCUAGCCUGGAACUUAUCGACGCAGGCUGGGGUUAUGCGGCGUCGAGACCUCCUCCCACUGCCGCCGAGGAGAACAAGAAGAACACUCCGCCACAAUGGAUCCGUCCUUCUGCUGCGCUUGCGGACUCCGGUGUAUGCGCCGUCAUCCCUCUCCGAUACGUGGUCAAGACUCUGUCGUGGCAUCGUCGCGGUGAUUACUUCGUCACAGUGUGCCCCGGAUCCUCCACGCCGGCUUCCGUGGCCAUCUCCAUCCAUACUCUUUCCAAGCACUUGACCCAGUUCCCCUUCCGCAAGCGUAUCAAGGGCGGUGGUCCUCCCCAGACGGCCCAUUUCCACCCCUCGAAGCCUAUCCUGUUUGUUGCGAACCAGCGCACCAUCCGCGCCUACGAUCUCUCCCGCCAGCUUCUCGUCAAGAUCGUCCAGCCCGGUGCGCGCUGGAUCUCCUCCUUCGACAUCCACCCGACUUCCUCUACCGCUGCCGGCGGCGACAACAUCAUCGUUGGUUCCUACGAUCGCCGUCUACUCUGGCAUGAUCUGGAGCUGUCGCAGCGCCCCUACAAGACCCUGCGGUACCAUCGCAAGGCAAUCCGCUCCGUCAAGUUCCACCCCGGCGGUCGUUACCCCUUGUUCGCGGACGCCAGUGAUGACGGCUCCCUCCAGAUCUUCCACGGCAGCGUCACCGGUGAUAUGCUCAGCAACGCCAGCAUCGUGCCCCUCAAGGUGCUCAAGGGCCACAAGAUCACCGGCGAGCUGGGCGUGCUGGAUGUUGACUGGCAUCCUCGGGAAGCCUGGUGUGUCAGUGCGGGUGCAGAUGGCACCUGUCGGUUGUGGAUGUAA
Molecule: messenger RNA, 2355 nt
Organism: Aspergillus terreus NIH2624
Lineage: Eukaryota; Fungi; Ascomycota; Eurotiomycetes; Eurotiales; Aspergillaceae
Gene: erb1
Product: ribosome biogenesis protein ERB1
Exons: 1
Coding region: 1-2355 (784 amino acids)
Biological process (GO): ribosome biogenesis; maturation of LSU-rRNA from tricistronic rRNA transcript (SSU-rRNA, 5.8S rRNA, LSU-rRNA)
Cellular component (GO): preribosome, large subunit precursor; PeBoW complex
Molecular function (GO): ribonucleoprotein complex binding; protein binding
Source: RefSeq, a predicted model, not a curated record